GAAGUUCUCUCAGCGCCACUUUACAUGAGCACUUCAACAUGCUGGCAACAAAGUCCUUCUCUGAUCUGGACCUGUUGUGUCCUCAGUGCUCCGACAUCUACUGCCUUCCUGUCAUUUUAAUAUGCGGCCACAAUGUUUGCAGAGUUUGCUUGUACAAAUUCUGGGAAGUGAGAAGAUGUAGAAACUGCCCGGUGUGCGGCACAGAGUCCUCCUCUGGGAUGCCGCCCAUCAAUUUGGACCUGCAGAGUGCUGUGAAGGGUUUUCAAGAAAGAAUUGUCGCCGAGGACCCGGAGAAAUGUAGUCUUCACCACGAGAAGCUGAAGAUUUUUUGUAGCAAAGAUGAAGAGCCCAUCUGUCUUGUCUGCCAAAUAUCACAGCAGCAUAAAAUUCACAAGUGCUGCCCUGUGGAGGAGGCAUCUCUAAUAAAAAAGGCUGAAAUGGCAGACUUGUUGGAUGGCCUGAAAAGGAAGGUCAAAAUAAUGACGAAGACGUUGCUGCAAUGGGAGGAAACAAAAACAUAUUUAAAGACCCAAAGCUCCCAGAUAGAGACGGCAAUCAAAGAGGAGUUUAAGAAGCUUCACCAGUUCCUCUUUGAUGAAGAAAACUCCAGACUGAGGGUCCUCAAACAAGAAGAAGAAACAAAGACCCAGAUCAUGAGCCACAAGAUUAAAACCAUAGAAGAACACAUAAAGUACCUCUCCUCCACCAUCAGUGACAUGGACAAAGUCCUCCUGGAAAAGGAUUUACCGUUCUUAAAGGCCUACAAGGAGACAAAGAAAAAGACCAAAUCCAGCAUUCCAGAGCCAGAGUGCGUCAGAAACAUUCUGCUCAAUUCUUCAAAACAUCUGGGAUUACUGGACUAUGAAGUUUGGCAUAAGAUGAUGAACAUUGUCAAAUACACUCCGGUCAUUCUGGAUCCGAACACGGCUCAUGCGAACCUGAAGCUGCUCCAAGGGUUGACCGGCGUGCGGUACAGCAACAAGCUGUGUCUACCUGAUAACCCCGAACGCUGCACCAGCCGGAUGUGUGUGCUGGGAGCCAACGGCUUUACAUCUGGAAAGCACAGCUGGACGGUAGACGUAGGCCAGGGUAAAGACUGGUACAUCGGAGUGGCCCGGGAUUCCAUCAAAAGAAAGAGCACGGUUUUCUACAGCCCCGCCGACGGUUUCUGGGUGAUCGGCUACUGCAGCAAAGACUCGGUCUGGGCUCAGACUUCGCCUCGAGCCAGGGUCAGUGUGAGGAAGAAUCUCGAGAAGAUCACCGUCGAGCUGGACUGCGACAAGGGAAAGGUAGUCUUCAUCAACGAUGCAGAUUCCUCUGUGAUCCACACGUUCAAGGAGAAAUUCUCAGAGACGAUCUUCCCCUACAUUUCUGUUGGACUGUGCGACAACUGGAAAAACGCCAGCCCACUCAAAAUCUGCCCACUGACAUUAAAAGUGAACAAAGAAUAA
Messenger RNA from Nematolebias whitei (Rio pearlfish), 1451 nucleotides. RefSeq names its product zinc-binding protein A33. The coding region runs from base 39 to 1451 and encodes 470 amino acids. The record is from RefSeq and is a predicted model, not a curated record. Gene Ontology annotation, molecular function: protein binding; zinc ion binding. The transcript is spliced from 6 exons. Lineage: Eukaryota; Metazoa; Chordata; Actinopteri; Cyprinodontiformes; Rivulidae.